Molecule: messenger RNA, 2540 nt
Organism: Effrenium voratum
Lineage: Eukaryota; Dinophyceae; Suessiales; Symbiodiniaceae
Source: the annotation of a GenBank genome assembly
CACAAGUCAGCCACAGUCGCCUUGCCACCAGCCAACUUGGGCCAUUUGGGAGGAUGAAGCGUGACAGGCCCCCCGACGAGGGGCGAGCCAAGCGAGCGCGCAACGAGAGCUAUGGCCAGUCUGCGCAGCCUGGGCAGCCUGCGGUGGGCACCAUCGUGAACUACUACCCGCAGAAGGGCUACGGGUUUCUCAAGUCCAACGUGGCUUCGAAGGAUGUCUUCUUCCCGAAGGCUGCGCUGCCGCCAGAGAUGCAGGACAUGGAGAACGAUCAGCUCAAGGGUAUUGAGAUGGGCUUCAACUUCUCCGAGCGCGACGGCAAGCCCCGCGCGGAGCGCCUGGAGCGGUUGGACCGGCGCUCGGAGCCGUCCGGCCGGCCCAUGUCCGCGCCGCCCAUGCCGCCCGUGCGCGGCUCCGCUGGAGGGCGGCCGCCUCCCUUUCGAGGCGAGCCAGAACCGCGGCUUGUUGUCCAGACGGGAGUCGUGCGGUCUUACGAUGCCAAGAAGGGCUUCGGCUUCAUCCAGACCGACCACAUGGGGGAAGAUGCCUUCUACCUUAGGAGUGAGCUGCCCCCCGAGCUCGCCGGCAUCGAGCCGCGCCGAGAGCAGGUGGUCGACCGAAGAGUGGAGUUCGAGGUUCGCACCAUGCCGGACGGCAAGAUCCGGGCAGAGCGCAUCGCGUUUCUGCCGGACCGGGCGCCGGAGCGGGAGCGAGAGCGGCCCGACCGGCAGGCGGCCUCCUCAGGUCAGGGCUACAGAAACGGCCGCAUUCGGAACUUCUACCUGGCCAAGGGCUACGGCUUCAUCGAAGUGCCCGGGCAUCCCGACGUCUUCUUUUUGCCCAGCUCCUUGCCCAAGGACUUGGUGGAGUCCAACCGUCCGCUGGAGGGCCUGGAGAUCACCUUCGAGGCCUACACCAACGAGGAGGGCAAGCCGCGGGCCCGCCACAUCCAGCCGUUGCCAAUUCGCGCCCCACCCCCACCGCAAGCUCCUCCCCGAGUGCACAUGGCGCCUCCGAGUGCACCGGUGGUGCCUAUCCCCGCACCGGCGCCUAUGCCCUUGACGGCGGAGCCCAAGCUGGCGCUGGGCACCGUGGCGAACUACGAUCCCAACAAGGGCUUCGGCUUUCUGAAGUCCGAGACCAUCCCCACGGACGUCUUCUUCCAAAGGCAAGAGCUUCCACUUGAGCUGCGGGAGGAGAAGAAGGAGCUGGUGGGCAAGCUCAUGGAGUUCGAGGUGAAGAAGAUGCGGGACGGCAAGCUUCGCGCAAGGAAGUUGUUGCACCUGAAGCGAGGCGGGCGUUUCGAAGUCCCAGCUCCUGGAAAGUUUGGGACAGGCUCGGGCCCUCUGGGACCCCGUGCACGGGGCAGGGUCAUCAAGUAUCACAAGGAGAAGGGUUAUGGCUUUAUUGAUUGCGACUUCGCCAACAACGUGUUCUUCCUACGAAGUUCUUUGCCCAAGGAUCUCAACGAUGCCUCUCUGGAGGAGCUGAAAGAGUUGGAGAUCUCUUUCGAGCUGUCCUCUAAGGAGCCCGGCAAGCCCCGGGCCUCGCAUCUGGAGAUCCUGGGCCGGGAGCGCCUCCCCGCGGGCAAGGCGCCUCAGGAGGGCGAGAUCCUCUCCGGCGAGAUCGUCGCCUUCGAGCCGGGCAAGGGCUAUGGCUUUGUGAAGACCAAGAGCUGUGAAGAGGAUGUGUACUUCAUCCGCGCUGAGCUUCCACCGGAGCUGUCUGAGUCGGAGCGAAGGGAAGAGGUGGUCGGGGAGCACGUCGAGUUCGAGUUGCAGAUCAUGUCAGACGGCAAGCUUCGGGCCCAGCGGAUGGUGCGCAACAGCCCAGGUGAUGAGUCGGAUUUGGAGGAGGAGGUAGUGCAGGAGAUGACCGACUAUCUUGCAGAGAGCAGAGGCCGCCAAGACUAUGGCAAGUUCACCAACCGCUUUCCGCGGGUGAAGAAGCCGAAGAUCCAGAAGCAUUUUGAAAUCAUUACCAGAGAUGGUCGGGCAGUGGUGGCGCUGCCGCCAGACCAUCCUCAGCGGGAGGACUCGCCGCCGAACUCGCCCCAUGACUCGCCCAACGAGGUCGAUGAGCCGAUCGAGGAGCUUCCUGAUGAUCAACGAGAUGACGAGCGGGAUAUGCUUGACGACUUCCCGGAGGAUCGACUUGAGGGGGAGCUGGAGGUGGAUCCCAACGAGCCCUCCAUCCCGCUGGGCCCCGGGGUGCAGCCACUGGGCAUCAUCCGGGACUAUGACGCAGGCAAGGGCUACGGCUUCAUCCGCUGCGAGGGCCUGGAGGAGGACGUGUUCUUCCCGCGGCAAGCCUUGCCAAAGUCCUUCCAAGGGCAGAACACGCGAGAGAUGCCAGAGUUGAAGGGCGUCCAGGUGAGCUUCGAUUACAAUCCCAGUCACAGCCGUGGCCCCCGCUCCGACACCGUGACGCUGCUGCUCAGCUGGCUGCAAGCAGACAGGUGUUGGCUCUUGAAGAGAGCCAAGAUCCCACCAGGUCCUCCAAAGAAGCGGUAGCCCGGCUAGCUCCGUUGACGGCAGGUGUGC